AUGGUGUACCCAUUGCUAUUCCCCAAUGGAGAACAAAGCUGGGGAAUAGACAUACCUUUACAACUCAGACCACAAGCCUUAAAAGAUUUAACAAAACAGCCACGAGCACCAAGAGUAAGAGUCAGCCAGAUGCAGUACUAUGGCUACCAUCUAUCCAUCAGAGACGACUUUAACGCCUUCCUAAAUGCUGGAUGCCUAAUGCAACAAUACAUAGUAGAUGCAUAUGUCAAAACAGAAGCCAACAGACUCAAUUUUGUCCGGCAAAAUCAGCCCAAAUUGAGAGUGGAGAAAUACUCAGGAUUAAUGGACCACUUAAAUGAAGAAGCCAAUGCAACAGGCCUAAUUCCAGGAAAGACAUUUAUUUUGCCAUCCUCAUUUGCAGGUAGCCCCAGAAACAUACUCCAAAACUAUCAGGACGCAACGGCAAUUGCCCGAAAGUACGGAAAACCAGAUCUCUUUAUUACCAUGACAUGCAACCCCAAGUGGGAAGAAAUUGUUGUUAACCUGCAACAUGCCCAAUCAGCUGCUGCACGACCUGAUUUAGUGGCAAGAGUCUUCCACCUAAAACUAAGAUCACUAAUUGAUGACAUCUGCAAGAAGCAUAUUUUUGGGCCACCCAAAGCCAUUGUGUAUGUCAUAGAAUUCCAAAAAAGAGGUUUACCACAUGCACACAUAUUGCUCAUCCUAACAGAAAACUAUAAACCAAAAACCGAAGCAUCCAUAGACAAAAUAGUAUCUGCAGAAAUCCCAAACAUUGAAAAAACUCCUCGAUUAUAUGCAAUCAUAACAAAGCAUAUGAUCCAUGGACCAUGUGGAACACACAAUCGGAAUUCACCAUGUAUGUCAAAUGAGAAAUGCACAAAGGAAUUCCCAAAAGAAUACCAGCAACAAACUAUUGCAAACAGAAACGGUUACCCCAAAUACAGAAGAAGAAACACUGGCCAAAGCAAAAUGGAGAAUGGAAAAACAAUUGAUAACAGCUGGGUUGUACCGUAUAAUCCAUAUCUAGCCCUGAAGUAUAACUGCCAUAUCAACGUUGAAGUCUGUGCUUCAGUUAAGAGUGUAAAAUACCUUUUCAAAUAUGUUUACAAGGGCCACGAUUGCGCAAAAGUAGUGAUCCAGGAACAAGACACUUUGAACCACGAUGAAAUCAAAACCUACAUGGAUUCAAGGUAUGUCAGCGCACCAGAAGCAGCAUGGCGUCUAAAUGGAUUUGAGAUGCAUUACCAAUCCCAUACAGUUCACAGGCUAGCAGUUCAUCUCCCAAACGAACAGGCAGUAAUUUUUAACCUCGAUGACAUUGGCGCAGCAGCCGACAGAGCAACAAGUCGUGAAACACAUUUGACAGCUUGGUUCAAAUUAAAUCAACAAGAAGAGAAAGCUAGAAACAUAUUAUACUCAGACAUUCCUUUACAUUAUGUCUUUGACUCUGCAAACUGCACUUGGAAAUUACGACAACGUGGUGCAGACAAAGUGAUCGGGAGAAUGUAUUCUGUAAAUUUACCAUCAGACCCAGAGCGCUACUGCCUACACCUCCUACUGUUGCAUGUACCAGGAGCAACAUCCUACGGAAAUCUUAGAAACGUAAAUGGAAUUGUCUACCCAACUUUCCAAGAAGCUGCCAAAACAAGAGGGCUCAUAAAUGACGAGCAAGUGUGGGAAAACUUCGGCUUGACAUACACCAUACAAAAUACAGAACAGCUAACAGAUACGUACAACCAGGCCUAUGAAAAACAAACAGCUGAGGAUAUGGCAAGAACCUUCAAUAAUGAGCUAAAAACAGCCAUGGAGCAAAUAUUAGCAGCAAGCCAGAAUGAUGAGCUUAGCCACCGCUGUUUUUUCUUGGACGGGCCAGGAGGCAGUGGAAAAACUUACUUAUACAAGACCUUACUCAGCACAGUGCGUGGCCAAGCACUAACAGUAGUAGACAAACUAAUGAGAGAGAUCAUGGAAAACAACAAGCCCAUGGGAGGAAAAGUAUUUUUACUGGGAGGAGAUUUCCGGCAAACACUUCCGGUAGUGCCACACAGUAGCCAGACACAUAUCGUUGAAGCCUGCAUAAAAUUUAGUACACUGUGGCCCACAUUCACAAUCCUCAAGCUACAAAACAAUAUACGAUCCAUCGACACAGAAUUCAGCAAGUGGCUAAUGCAAGUAGGCAAUGGAGAGACACCACGCAUUGAAGGAUUACCAGAAGACAUCAUAGAAAUCCCUGCCAGAAUAAUAUGCACAGGGGAUAUCGUUAAAGAAAUUUUCAGAGACAACAUUCCUGUGGACAACGUCCCCAAAACAGCAAACAGAUCCAUCCUUUGCCCUAAGAACAAUGAUGUUGACACCAUAAAUGAGCAGGUGCUCAACAUUUUGGAAGGCAAAGAAGUCACGUAUCUCAGUGCAGACACAAUAGAUGACUCCACCGAAGAGGAUUCAAAAAACUACCCUAUUGAAUUCCUCAAUGACCAAACACCAACAGGAAUGCCUAAGCAUUACCUCACCCUGAAAGUAGGCACAAUAAUAAUGCUCCUCAGAAAUCUAAACACCAAGAAAGGUUUAUGCAGUGGCACCCGCCUCAUUGUUAAAAACCUAGAAAAAAAUCUCAUCAUAGCACAAGUGAUUACAGGAUCGGCACAGGGAGACACGGUCUUUAUUCCAUGAAUUGAUUUGGCACCAUCCUGCACUGACUUACCAUUUACCUUGAGAAGGCGACAAUACCCAAUAAAAUUGGCUUUUGCAAUGACAAUAAAUAAAUCACAGGGUCAGACCCUAGAAAAGGUUGGAAUCUAUUUGCCUGAGCCAGUAUUCAGCCACGGACAGUUAUAUGUGGCAUUAUCCAGAGUCAGAAGUUUUACAGACGUCAUGGUAAAGGUGCUGGAAGGCCCAGAACAAGGAAGACUAUUAGCAAGCUCAGAAAGAAUUUUCACAAGGAAUGUGGUGUAUAAAGAAAUACUAUGA
Hemicordylus capensis (graceful crag lizard) is the source of this 2949-nucleotide messenger RNA. RefSeq lists its product as uncharacterized. The transcript is spliced from 3 exons. Gene Ontology annotation, molecular function: DNA helicase activity. Lineage: Eukaryota; Metazoa; Chordata; Lepidosauria; Squamata; Cordylidae. The record is from RefSeq and is a predicted model, not a curated record. Gene Ontology annotation, biological process: telomere maintenance; DNA repair.